AUGAGCGUCGGUUCCGGCUCAUCCAUGGACAGUGCGUCCAUCACUGCGGACGAGGGACGGGAUGCCGCAGACAUGGUCGACAAAGUGGAAAAGACAGCCCGUGACCACAACACAACAACAUGGCACAUGGCGCCCGAGCUACAGACGAUGCGGGAUCGAGACGAACAAGGCGGUGACAGGCCCAGGAAGCUCGGCGUGAGCUGGCGAAACCUCACUGUCAAGGGCAUCGGCAGCGACGCGACGUUCAACGAGAACGUCCUCUCCCAGUUCUAUCCCUUCCACAAGGGGAGAAAAGAUGCCCCCAUGAAAACCAUCAUUGACAAUUCGCAUGGAUGCGUCAAGCCCGGAGAAAUGUUGCUCGUUCUUGGUCGCCCUGGAUCAGGCUGCACGACGCUGCUAAGCGUGCUCGCCAACAAUCGGCUCGGUUACGAGGAAAUCACCGGAGACGUCAAUUUUGGCAGUAUGCCGGCCGAGGAAGCCAAAGCAUAUCGCGGCCAGAUCAUCAUGAACACAGAGGAAGAAAUCUUCUUCCCCACACUGACCGUCGAGGCGACCAUCGACUUCGCCGCCCGCAUGAAGGUCCCCUUUCACCUGCCGCCCGGGAUCAAGACGCACGAGGAGUACGCCCAAUUCAACAAGGACUUCCUCCUGCGGUCCGUCGGCAUCUCCCACACUGCCCAUACAAAGGUGGGAGAUGCCUUCAUCAGGGGCGUCUCUGGAGGGGAGAGGAAGCGCGUAUCCAUUCUCGAAUGCCUGACCACCCGGGCCAGUGUCUUCUGCUGGGACAACUCGACAAGAGGUCUCGACGCCAGCACGGCUCUCGAGUGGAUCAAGGCAAUCAGGGCCAUGACCGACAUUCUCGGCCUCACCACCAUCGUCACGCUAUACCAGGCCGGCAAUGGCAUCUACGAGCACUUCGAUAAGGUCCUAGUUCUCGAUGAGGGAAAGCAGAUCUUCUACGGACCCCGAGGAGACGCCGUGCCUUUCAUGGAAGGCCUCGGUUUCAUGCGGGACCCUGGCUCCAACCGGGGAGAUUUCCUGACGGGCGUGACAGUUCCCACCGAGCGCGUCAUUGCCCCUGGAUACGAGAACAUGUUCCCCCGCACUGUCGAUGAAGUCCUUGCCGUAUACGACCUGUCGGAUAUCAAGCCAAAGAUGAUGGACGAAUGCCAAAGCUACCCAACAAGUGAGGAAGCCGUGGAGAACACGGCCGUCUUCAAGGAGAUGGUCGCUCGCGAGAAGCAUAGAGGCGUGCCCAAGAGGUCGCCCGUCACUGCUGACUUCAUAACCCAAGUCAAAGCCGCCGUUUCCAGGCAGUACCAGAUCAUGCGGGGUGAUAAAUCGACGUUGUUCAUGAAGCAAGCCGCAACACUCAUCCAGUCUCUCCUCGGCGGCUCUCUCUUCUACUCUGCCCCCGCCAAUUCUGCUGGUCUCUUCCUCAAAGGGGGUGCCCUGUUCUUCUCCAUCCUAUACAACGCUCUCAUAGCUCUCUCAGAAGUCACAGACUCGUUCACCGGCAGACCCAUCUUGGCCAAGCACCGCUCCUUCGCCCUAUAUCACCCAGCAGCCAUCUGCAUCGCCCAAGUCGUCGCAGACUUCCCCAUCCUGCUCUUCCAGGUGACACACUUCGGCCUCGUCCUCUACUUCAUGGUGGGCUUAAAGACCACCGCCGCCGCCUUCUUCACCUAUCUGGUGACCAACUUCAUGACUGCCAUGUCCAUGACGGCCUUCUUCCGGUUCAUCGGCGCUGCAUUUCCCACCUUUGAUGCCGCGACAAAGGUCUCGGGCCUUUCCACCGUCGCCUUGUUUGUCUACAUGGGCUAUAUGAUUAUCAAGCCCGAGAUGCAUCCGUGGCUUAGUUGGAUCUUCUGGAUCAAUCCCAUGGCAUAUGGAUUUGAAGCUCUUCUAGGAAACGAAUUUCAUGGCCAAGACAUUCCUUGCGUUGGUCCAAACAUCAUUCCUAGCGGUCCUGGCUACGAUGGAGGAAGCGGCGGACAGUCGUGUGCUGGUGUUGGCGGUGCGCUACCUGGUGCCACGAGCGUCACAGGCGACGAAUACCUCGCAUACAUGUCCUUCAGCCAUAGCCAUAUCUGGCGCAACUUUGGCAUCAACUGCGCCUGGUGGGUGCUAUUCGUCGGGCUCACCAUCUUCUUCACCUCCCGGUGGAAGCAGAUGGGAGAAGGCGGUCGUAACCUCCUUAUUCCUCGGGAACAAUACCACAAGUCGAAGCACCUGUUGUCAUCCGGGGACGAGGAGACGCGCGCUACAGAGAAGAGGCCGCCAGUGGAGUCUGGAUCUGUCACAUCAGACACGAACCUCGACAACAGCCUCAUCAGCAACCGGAGCAUCUUCACCUGGAAGGGGCUAACGUAUACCGUUAAAACCCCCGACGGCGACCGCGUCCUUCUCGACAACGUGCAGGGCUAUGUUAAACCCGGUAUGCUCGGAGCUCUGAUGGGGUCCUCUGGCGCCGGCAAGACAACGCUCCUAGACGUCCUCGCGCAACGGAAAACCGAAGGGACAAUUCAUGGAUCCGUCUUAGUUGAUGGGCGUCCUAUCCCCUUCUCGUUUCAGCGUUCUGCUGGCUAUGUCGAACAGCUGGAUAUCCAUGAGCCUCUGGCAACCGUCCGCGAGGCACUUGAAUUCUCAGCCCUCUUGCGCCAGCCUCGCGAUGUACCCACCGAAGAGAAGCUACGAUAUGUCGAUACUAUCGUGGACCUUCUGGAAUUAAAUGAUCUCGAGCAUACUCUAGUGGGUCGUCCAGGCAGUGGUCUCUCGGUUGAGCAACGCAAGCGUCUUACUAUUGCUGUCGAAUUGGUAGCGAAACCGAGCAUCCUCAUCUUUCUCGAUGAACCGACAUCUGGACUUGACGGCCAAGCCGCGUAUAAUACCAUGCGCUUUCUGAGGAAACUUGCAGAAGCUGGACAAGCCAUCUUGGUAACCAUCCACCAGCCGUCGGCACAGCUGUUUGCGCAAUUUGAUACGCUCUUGUUGCUCGCCAAAGGCGGAAAGACUGUGUACUUUGGCGACAUAGGCCAGAACGCCAAUACCAUCAAGGAAUACUUUGGCCGUUAUGGAGCUCCUUGCCCGCCUGAAGCCAAUCCAGCCGAGCACAUGAUCGAUGUGGUGUCAGGGAACGGGGGUCCUUCCCAUGAUCAAGACUGGAAUCAAAUCUGGUUGCAGUCGCCGGAACAUGACCAGCUCUCCAAGGACCUGGACCACAUGGUCGCAGAGGCUGCCGCACGGCCCUCAGGUGUCGAACAUGACGGUAACGAGUUUGCGGCUUCCAUUUGGACGCAGAUUAAACUAGUGACGCACCGCAUGAAUAUCUCACUUUUCCGGAAUACCGAAUACGUCGACAACAAGUUUGCCAUGCAUAUCAGCCUAGCCUUACUGAAUGGCUUCACGUUUUGGAUGAUCGGUGACAGUCUUACGGACCUUCAACAGAACCUCUUUACUGUCUUCAACUUCAUCUUUGUGGCGCCGGGUGUUAUUUCGCAGCUCCAACCCCUCUUCAUUGACCGGCGCGACAUCUACGAGGCACGCGAGAAGAAGAGCAAGAUGUACCACUGGGCUCCCUUCGUCACCGGUCUGAUAGUCUCAGAACUCCCCUACUUGCUUGCCUGUGCACUACUUUACUACGUCUGCUGGUACUUUACCUGUGGCCUUCCUGCAGCGGCUGAGCACGCCGGCAGUGUGUUCUUCGUGGUGGUCAUUUACGAAUGCCUAUACACGGGCAUUGGGCAGAUGAUUGCCGCGUAUACCCCCAAUGCCGUCUUUGCAUCUCUAGUCAACCCGCUAGUCAUCACGACCCUAGUUUCAUUCUGCGGCGUUAUGAUCCCCUACAGCCAAAUUGAGCCGUUCUGGAGAUACUGGAUGUACUACAUCGACCCCUUCAACUACCUAAUGAGUUCCCUGCUUGUCUUUACCACCUGGGAUAAGCCUGUCCACUGCAAGUCUGAAGAACUUGCUAUAUUUGACCCGGCUCCCAACCAGACUUGCGGCGAAUACCUUUCCAGCUACCAGCAAGGCGUCGGGGCAGCUACCAACCUCCUGAACCCGGGUGCGACCGCUGCGUGCCGUGUGUGUCAGUACACCGAGGGCGGGGAUUACCUGCGUACGCUGAACCUCGACGGAGAAGAUUACGGGUGGAGGAACGCGGGUAUUGUUGUUGUCUUUGUGGUUGGCAUCUACGGACUCGUGUUCCUCAUGAUGAAGCUCAGGACCAAGGCUACCAAGAAGGCCGAGUCCUAG
Molecule: messenger RNA, 4254 nt
Organism: Fusarium keratoplasticum
Lineage: Eukaryota; Fungi; Ascomycota; Sordariomycetes; Hypocreales; Nectriaceae
Exons: 3
Coding region: 1-4254 (1417 amino acids)
Biological process (GO): transmembrane transport
Cellular component (GO): membrane
Molecular function (GO): ABC-type transporter activity; ATP binding; ATP hydrolysis activity
Source: RefSeq, a predicted model, not a curated record